AACAAGGCUAUCGAGCAGUCAUCAUUAUCCAUUUCUCCCAUCAUGACACAUCAGAUCCAAGGCCCCUUCCCACCACCACCACCGCCUCCUCAUAUGCAUAACGCCAAUCCUGACCAACAUCUCGGGCGACCAUCCAUGCCGCAUUCACAUUUUGAUGGUCCCAGAUUCAAUAGUCAAACGUCUCUUUCCGACCCACAAUUGUCGGGAUGGACCAUCGAAAAGCCAUACAACGCCGAGACCUGGGAAGCAGCCCAACCCAGACAGCUGCAUCUUCCCUUUGAAGACCUCAAAGAUGAAAUUUCCAAGUUUCGACGAAGACAGGUUUCCAUAAAGGAUACACUCAAUACGAUCAAAUCUGAGACCGCACGCAAUAUGCCCAACCGAAUUGUCGAGGAGCAAAACGAGAUACUCUGGCAGACCAACCCGACCAUUCAGUGGACAAUCGCGAGCAUAUACGUUGUCAAAGACGUGAUAAAAGACUGGCCUAGCAAACAAAGAAAAAAGCUUCGACGCGUCGAUGUCUUCCUUAGGACAGAACCUCUACCAAUGUCCAAAGUUCCAAGAGAGUUUGGUAUGACGGGUCAAGAUCCCCGUCAAAUGGGUCGUAAUCGGCCAACAGAACAGGCGCACCGUGGUUUCCAGAAUCGAGGUAUACCGCCUAUGACUGGUCAACCACCGAACCAUUACCCACAUGACAAUCAGAAUGGCAAUGGGACCGUUCCUCUCCUCCCGCCUCCCCCGAUGGACCAUCCAAUGCAACCACAAGUAGUACAACCGCUCCCAGCAUAUCAAGCACCGCGACAGAUGACCGGCAAUUUCCCGCAGGGGAAUGUAUUGCCAGACAAGCACGGCAAACAGGACUUCCGUGACAAGCAAGGCAAGCUCGACAAGCACGUCAAGCACGUCAAGCACGACCAUCACGACCAUCACGACAAACACGACAAACUGGAAAAAUCCGGAAAACUCCACAGGCAAUCUAUCGAGAUCAUAAGAGUGAACGAUGAGAAAGAAUCAAAGGGUAAAGGGAAAGGGAAAGGUGCCCGAGGCGAAGUCCACGCCAAGCAACGCAUCGACUCCGACUCUGACAGUGACUCAGAUUUCAGUUUCAGAUCGGUCGAGGAAGGUGCUUAUGGUCUUAUUGAACGUUCGCAGAGUCGUAGCCGUCGUCUUAGUCGUGAUCAUGAUCGCAAUCGUAUAGUUAAGCACAGAGACGAAAGUCGAGGAAGAUAUAGCAUGGACCGUCCUCCCAUGGGCAAGUACUCGAUGUCAAAGGAUGCAUCGCCCCGUUCUUCGUCGAGCGUCAUUCCACCGCAGAAUAUUUUCAACAUCCGCAUUGACAACGACACCGAACGUGAACGCGCUGUUGAUGUGACUCGUGAGCAAUAUCACCGAGACGCACGUCGAUCGAGCCAUUCCAUCUCGCCAACUGGUUUCUACAAUCCAUUUAGGUCGCGAAACUCCUCUGUCGGAGACAGCGACACAAGCUCUUACAUCGAUAGCGGCUCUUCAAUCUAUUCUACUGCCGGCGACAGUGUCUUUUCUGAGCCUAUCAUGAUGCGAAAAUAUCCCCAUUACCGCUCACGAGCACCGGCCUACUUGGAGUUUGAUGAUUAUCCUCGUCUGCGUGAUAGGGGUCCUUACUAUCACAACAGUACCAAACCGCCAUCUCCAUCUACGUGGCAUGCUCGACCCUCCAGCCGUCGUCACAGUAUGCAAGUUGAUAAUCGAUUUGCGGCAUCUCGCGCACCUUUCCCGCGCUCAAACUCGUACGCUGACGGGGAUUCUCGGGAUAUGAGAUAUGUACAUCCCAUACCUGGAUUAAUCGCCCAAAGCGAGCGCGAUCCGUACGAUAUGCGAGAUUUGGCGGAUGCUGUACCUUAUGUAAGUCACAAAAGCAGGAGACGAGGUGGGUCAAAGGGAUCACUACACGAUGAAUGGGCGCAACGACCGCGAUAUGAUACGAGGGGCUACCCAACAUAUGGGGGUUAUAGACAUUAA
Molecule: messenger RNA, 1998 nt
Organism: Periconia digitata
Lineage: Eukaryota; Fungi; Ascomycota; Dothideomycetes; Pleosporales; Periconiaceae
Source: the annotation of a GenBank genome assembly